GUGGCAUUGACUUUGUACUCGUGCAAAAUACUCGGCAAUAGCCAAUUGAAAAUUUCUGAAUAGGAGACUUGGGUAAAAAUAACACCAAAUUCUAUUGAAAAAUUACGCGGAAUACUGAGAAUUUUGUUGCUUUAAAUAAUAAACAUUGGUGACCAGUGAAGAAAAGUAAUUUUUAAGAGAAACUAUCCGAGUUUCAUUGGAGGAAAUCCCAAUACUUUUCUGCUACACAAUCUCUCACCAACACACAAAGAACAAUAUAUCACACACAACCAGCCAAACAUUUGUACAACGCACGUCGCAAAGGAAAGAAGAAAGCAGCAGCAGCAAAGCAAGAUAACAAAGGCAGUUUUUCGCAAUAAACAACGCUCGCUCUGUGGACAAGAAAAAUUGCAUUUUCCACAAAACAGUAGAUAAAUAAACGCGGAAAUAACAAAGCAUUUUCAGCGUUUUCUUAAACAGAAUAAAACAACAAAAAGCGAAUUUACAAUAAUGGAUCGUGGUUCCGGACGCUACUCAUACAACCGCCGUGAAGGAGGCGGUGGACAGCGUGGUGGCAAUAAUGGUGGUGGACACAAUCAACACCAUAAUAACCAUUCUAAUUCAUCCCUAUCAUCAUCCUCCUCAUCAUCACUGUCGUCAUCAUCAAAUAAUCAUAACAACAAUCACUAUGAUAAUCAUAAUUCCUACAAUUCACAUCGUAAUACAAGUAAUAAUUCUUCGUCACAUUAUUCAAAUAAUUCGCUACAAAAUAAUUCAUCAUCGUCGUCGAUGUAUGCAAAUACCACCACACAUAUAAGCAAUAACAUAACAUCCUCAGCCCGCGAACCGAUUACACAGCAUGAUGAGCUCAUACACUAUAUAAGGGAAGCAUGGACAAAAGUUAGUGAACAAAGUACAUCUGUUCUAUACAACGAUACCGAUAAUCAAUUAAAAAACUUUGAACCAUUUAACUUGGAAGAGUAUUGGGGCAAACGACUGGUUCAAAAUAUACACAUUUCUUCCCAUGGACAUCAAUAAGAAGUCUCCAUUUGAAAUAACACAUCCCCACAAACACACACACACUCUCUCUGUCAGAAAAGAAAGGUGUUUUAGACAACAUUAAUAUAUAUUUAAUUGCAAACAAACAAAAAGAAAGAAAACAUUUUUUGACAAGAACACAAUUAUCUUAGUUGGCAAAUAAUUGAAGUAAAUAGAAAACAACAACAACAACUUUGAUAAAUUCCACGUAAAUAUAACACACAGAUACGAAAACUAAAACACAAUCAAUCCCCAGAAAUUUUCUUCAAACUCCCCCUCAAAAGAAACAAUAUUGUAUACCAACAAGAAGAUAUAAACAAGCAAAGAAAAAAACUUAUAAAAAUAA
Molecule: messenger RNA, 1363 nt
Organism: Musca domestica (house fly)
Lineage: Eukaryota; Metazoa; Arthropoda; Insecta; Diptera; Muscidae
Product: GATA zinc finger domain-containing protein 16
Exons: 3
Coding region: 490-1017 (175 amino acids)
Source: RefSeq, a predicted model, not a curated record